Messenger RNA from Onychostoma macrolepis, 1914 nucleotides. RefSeq names its product phospholipase A2 inhibitor and Ly6/PLAUR domain-containing protein-like. The record is from RefSeq and is a predicted model, not a curated record. NCBI's taxonomy places the organism in Eukaryota, Metazoa, Chordata, Actinopteri, Cypriniformes, Cyprinidae. The transcript is spliced from 7 exons. The coding region runs from base 1182 to 1775 and encodes 197 amino acids.
UGUUCUAAAUUCCCUAUGUAUCUUUAUAGUGGAAGGACUUUUAUUAUGAACGUGCGCCGUUAGUUGACGUUAGUUUCCGCUAUUCCGCCUUACUUUCACUUUCACCAGUCGCUUGCUCCGCCUUUUCUUCAGGUGUUAUUGUGCGUGAUUGAAUGUAAGUUUAUUUUAUCAUUCCUGAUUAUAAGCCACCGACGUUUAGUUAAUCGUUGUGUUUAAGUAUUCAUCUUGUGUAAUCGAACCUUACAUUGUUUCUAAUGUUGUUAUAUUUAAGAUAUACGGUGAUUCAAAUUGUAUGCUCGCUACUGUUAAUCCUCUCCUCGUCAUGUUGAUUCAUGUAUAAUGUAUCAGUAGCAGGUUGUUAUUUACAUGUCUGUAAUUUACAUUUAGCAGAUGUAAACUGAUAUUUACUUUAUUCUGUUUAUUUCAGAAAGACCACAUUUAACACUCUGUGACCCUAAGUUGUACAAUAUCCAAUCCAUUGCAGCAAUGUUGUGCCAUCUGCUCUGAACAGUUAAAUACUUCAGAUAAACCAGUCGCUUUCUCCCUUUAAUAUAAUCUAAUCACUACAGCUGUCAAUCAGUGGCAGCACGAUUGACUACAUUGCUCAGCGUGUACUGCACCGAGUCAAAAUAGUCUUGGUUAUUGGACAAGUCUUGUCACCAUCUGGCCCGCACCCACACCACACCCUACACAUAAAUAUUAUUCUACCCAUUACAUCAAACAUUAACGAUUCACCUGCAUGUACCUGCCGCAUGCAGGACUCUGGCUUCCCCCUUGUGGACAACAUAAUAGACUCCCCUAGAGAGCGAUUGUAAAUUAAGUUUACAUGAAAUAUGUUUGAAAUUUCAUUCUGCAUCUUCUGAGAUUUCAUUGUAAUCCUUCUCAUAAAGUCACUGAAUUAACCGUUAACUGUCCACCUGAUUGCGUUGCCGUCUGCGUGUGAUGUUAGAGCAUUGUUGAAAGAGAACAAGAAUGUAUUGGAAACACACCACCUGAGGCGAACAUAACAAGAUUCUUUAAAGAAUAAUGGAGCCCAAACAACACUGAACCCAUGGCUUUCAUUUUAUGGACAAACUUACUUUAAGAUUUGCUUUCAUUUGCUCAUAAAGACCCUCCCCUUUGCGAAGCUAUAAAAUGAGCUCUGAAACAGGCUCGUCAUUUCAUUCACCUCCUGAUCAAAGAUGGAUCUGCAGAUCUCAGUUUUUCUUCUGUUCAGUCUUUUCACUGCAGGACACUCUUUCAGCUGUUAUGAGUGCAUGGCGGCUUCUUGUGUAAAUCAAAAUGUAAAAACAUGUCCCAGUGGAUCUUCUAAGUGCAUGAGUUCAACAACAGUGAUACAAGUUGGAGACAUUCGUGAUAAAUGGAAGGUUAAAGCCUGUGCUGCUGACUGUGUAAGUGGAUCCAUGAACAUCGGCAUUGUAAAGACGUCUUCAGUGUGCUGUGACACAGACCGGUGUAACAUUCAAGACGCUCCAGAUCCCUCUAAUGUCCUCAAUGGAAAGAAAUGUUACUCUUGUGAUGAGAAGAGCUGCUCAAACAUAUUGAGCUGUUCAGGAAGUGAAGACCGCUGCCUUAAAGCAACAGGGACUAUUGGUGGCCAGUCAACAGUUAAAGGCUGUGUCUCUAAAUCUAUUUGUGAUGCUGAAACAUCGUUGUUGAGAGGUGUUGAGAGGAUCUCAUGCUGUGAGGGGAACCUGUGUAACGGUGCUCAGAGCGUCACUCAGAGCUUCCUGUUCCUCUGCUGUUCUCUGCUCUCCUUCAUCCUGCUGCACUGAAUCCAGCAGCUCUUCACAGUCUACAAUCAGACACACUGUACUGAAUAGAGAGCUUGUACUUUCUCUGUAUGAUGUAUCUUUGUGUGUUGAUAUGAUUUUUUACUGUGACAUUUUAUGAAUUAAAACACUACAAUUAAUA